Messenger RNA from Lathyrus oleraceus (garden pea), 2000 nucleotides. RefSeq names its product glutamate--glyoxylate aminotransferase 1. Gene Ontology annotation, molecular function: L-alanine:2-oxoglutarate transaminase activity; L-alanine:glyoxylate transaminase activity; glycine:2-oxoglutarate transaminase activity. The coding region runs from base 430 to 1875 and encodes 481 amino acids. The transcript is spliced from 14 exons. Gene Ontology annotation, biological process: photorespiration; biosynthetic process. The record is from RefSeq and is a predicted model, not a curated record. NCBI's taxonomy places the organism in Eukaryota, Viridiplantae, Streptophyta, Magnoliopsida, Fabales, Fabaceae.
ACCAAACAAACAAACAUGAACCACUCCACCAAAGGAAAAUGACACAUCUUCAUUUUGUCAAAACACAAUCACAAAGACUCUCAUGGCCAGAGCCUUGUUAUCUACUGACAAUACCCUUUAAGCCCAAAUUUAGUCCACAAAAUCAAGCACAAGCAUUAUCUUUACCGAAAAUUCAAUAAUCCAUUAGAACCUUUUUUUCAGUGGCUCUGAUUCUGCCAUUGUGUUCAUCAAAAGCCUCUGCCACAUAAAUAAACAUUUUUUUGCUACAGACAAAAAUAAGACUCAUAGUUUUGUUGCCACAUAUGUAUAACAUUGCGUGAACUAUACUUAUUUUUUUUCUCAGAGUGCUUCUUCUAUCAAUCUAAGGUUGUCGUAAAAAGCUUGAAACCGAUUCUGCAGUGAUAUCUGCAAGAAGUCUUCUGCUUGACAAUGCCACCGAAACCCUUGGACCUUGUGUCGAUAAAUGAAAACGUGAAGAAGGCUCAGUAUGCUGUCAGAGGUGAAUUAUACCUUCGAGCUACCGAGCUUCAGAAGGAGGGCAAAAAGAUUAUAUUCACAAAUGUCGGAAAUCCACAUGCGUUGGGACAGAAACCACUGACCUUCCCUCGCCAGGUUGUUGCUUUGUGCCAGGCUCCAUUCUUGCUUGAUGAUCCUAACGUUGGACUGCUAUUCCCGGCUGAUGCAAUUGCAAGAGCCAAACAGUACCUCUCAUUCACAUCGGGUGGUUUAGGUGCUUAUAGUGAUUCUCGAGGCAUUCCAGGAGUGAGGAAGGAAGUGGCAGAGUUCAUACAGAGGCGUGAUGGUUAUCCUAGUGAUCCAGAGUUCGUAUUCCUUACUGAUGGUGCGAGCAAGGCUGUGAUGCAGAUAUUAAAUACGAUCAUCAGAGGCGAAGGAGAUGGGAUUAUGGUUCCAGUCCCACAAUACCCACUCUACUCUGCAACAAUUGCUCUUCUUGGUGGCACUCUUGUUCCAUACUACCUCGAAGAGACAGCAAAUUGGGGUCUUGAUACUAAUGAGCUAAGAAAAUCAGUUUCAGAGGCUCGCUAUAAAGGCUUAAACGUUAAAGCAAUGGUGAUCAUAAAUCCUGGAAACCCUACCGGUCAAUGCCUUAGUCAAGAGAAUUUACGAGAGGUUUUGCAAUUUUGUUAUGAAGAAAACUUAGUCUUGCUUGGAGACGAGGUUUACCAGACGAAUAUAUAUCAGGAUGAACGGCCCUUCAUUAGUUCCAAAAAGGUUUUGAUGGAUAUGGGGCCACCUUUAAGCAAGGAAGUCCAGCUUGUUUCAUUUCACUCGGUGUCAAAAGGGUAUUUUGGUGAAUGCGGACAGCGAGGUGGAUAUUUUGAAAUGACCAACAUUCCUCCUGAGACAGUUGAUGAGAUCUAUAAAGUUGCAUCAAUAUCGCUUAGUCCAAAUGUUCCUGCACAAAUAUUUAUGGGACUAAUGCUCAAUCAGCCCAAACCUGGAGAUAUUUCUUAUGACCAAUUUGCUAGGGAAAGCAAAGGAAUACUUGAAUCACUAAGAAGAAGAGCAAGGAUAAUGACUGAUGGAUUCAACAGUUGCAGGAAUGUUGUUUGUAAUUUCACAGAAGGUGCCAUGUAUUCAUUCCCUCAAAUUCGAUUGCCACCAAAAGCUUUAGAGAUUGCUCAACAGGCUGGAAAAGCUGCAGAUGUUUACUACUGUCUCAAGCUUUUGGAAGCCACUGGCAUAUCCACUGUUCCUGGUUCAGGAUUUGGACAGAAAGAAGGGGUUUUCCAUUUGAGGACAACAAUAUUACCAGCUGAGGAAGAAAUGCCUGCAAUUAUGGAUAGUUUCAAAAAGUUCAAUGAUGAUUUCAUGGAGCAAUAUGAUGACCAUAGAGGUUAUUCAAGGUUGUAAUGGUUUCAUCGUCUUAAAAGUUUUAUCAUACUCAUGUUCAAUUCUUCCCUUGAAAAAACACACCCUCCUUUCUGAAACCUUAGAUUUUCUUCUAUAUUUCAAUGAGAAUCUUCAUGUAUAUUUAA